AUGCAGGAACAUGUUGAUGGAGAAGAUCAUAUUUGUUUCAUAUUAAUGAAUAAUAUUCAACAAUUAAGAUUAAAUUUAGAACAACUAUAUGAAUUAAUGAGUGAUGGACAAUUAGAUGAUGAAACCAAAGUUCGACUUACUGAAUUACAAAAACAAUUAAGUGAUGUACUUGAUGAAUUAAGUACUAUAUUUGUUAAAAGUAUUGAACCAAUGGGAAAUAAUAGUGAACAACGAAUAGGUGCUAAAGCUAUGAUUGUUACAAAAUCAUUAUUGGAUUAUCUUGAUCAAACGUACGAAAAUUUCUAA
This is a messenger RNA of Rotaria sp. Silwood2, 306 nucleotides long. Lineage: Eukaryota; Metazoa; Rotifera; Eurotatoria; Philodinida; Philodinidae. The record is from the annotation of a GenBank genome assembly.